AUGGUGGAGAAGCAGGCCGAGUCGCCCGCCUCUUCCUCCACGGACCCGCCCAGCCAAAUCCAUCAACUCUCGACCAAUCAGAGAGCCGAAACCGACCCCAAAAACGAUGCUGGGACCUCGGAAAGCCUGCCGCAGAACAACACACUACCAGGUGGGCAAAUUUGUAAUUACUUUUGACUUGAGUCUUACUGUAAUUUUUGUGAAAAAUCAAUUUUUUGGGGGUUUGGAGCUAUUUUGACCUUGUUUUUGUCAUUUUUGGUCGAUUUUUCCCAAAUUUUGGUCUAUUUUCGGUCGUAUUUUAGGAUUUAUUUAUUGUAAAUAGCAUAGGAAAUUGUCGUAGAGCUGUUUAAGAUACUAUUUGAUUUUAGUUUUACAGAAAUUUGGGAUUUUUUGACUCAUAGUCAUAAUUUUUGGAUUUUUGGUCGAUUUUUCCCAAGUUUUGGUCUUUUUUGGGUCGUAUGUUAGGAUUUAUUUAUUGUAAAUAGCAUAGAGAUUUGGUAUAGAGCUAUAUAAGAUACUAUUUGACUUUAAUUUCGGAGAAAUUUGAGAUUUUUUGACUCAAAAUCAUCAUUUUUGGAUUUUUGGUCUAUUUUUCCCAAAUUUUGGUCUAUUGUUGGUCGUAUUUUAGGAUUUACAUAUUGUAAAUAGCAUAGAAAAUUGUUGUAGAGCUACUCAGGACACUGUUUGAUUUUAGUUUUGGAAAAAUUUGAGAUUUUUUGACUCAAAAUCAUCAUUUUUUGAGUUUUUGUCGAUUUGAGCUCGUAUUUUAGGAUUUACAAGUCUCAUUCUGUCUGAUAAUUAAUUCCCACGACAUUACCAUUUAUUCUCAACCUUAAUUUAGAGUGAGAACAGAGAUCUUUGACAAAAAAAGCAUAUAUUUACCUUAUUUUUGACGUUUUUAAGAGACUUUUGCCAAAUUUACCGGCGUAUUUUAGAAUUUUCGGAUUGAAAUUGCCUUAUAAUUUAUUUUGAUACAUUGUUCUACUACUUACAGUCAAAAAUUUGACUUAAUUAUCGCAAAUUCUUGCCAAAAAUCGCCAUUUCUUACCUUAUUUUGGAUGUUCAGCUGAUAAAAAUAGUUUUUUUGUUCAUAAAACCCAUUGUUUUUAGUAGGACACAAAUCUGAUUUCUCAAUUUUUGAAACCUACAUCUCCAUUCUUUCUCAAUUUGUUCGCGGCCGAAAGAAUGCCGAGGCUCUUAUUUAUGAGUGUUUUACGAUCGGGCCUAAGCCGAUUUGUUCGCCGAAUACCUUUUAAGGGAUUUGGGCUUUCGAAAACAUGAAUUUCAGGGAAAGUGCCGGAGGGGGGAAAGUAAAAAAAAAUUUUUUAUGUUAUUCAUGACAAAUUUUUUUUUGUUUUUUAAAAAAAUUUAGGGGUCUAAUUGUAAAAAUUAGGCUUUUAAAAAUUUUCUUUGCGAAUUUACAAGUCGCGUUAAGCAGAAAUUUCCGCGUUAUAGAGAAAUAAAAAUCGCGUUGUAGAGAAUUUUCCGUUUUAAACUAGAAAAAAGUUAAAACUAACUAAAAUUAGACCUUUUUUAAAGUCUAAUCAAAAUUUUGUACACCGCGUUAUGCAGAAACAAUCGCGUUGUAGAGAAUUAAAAACGGAAAAACACUAUUUUUGCAAUUUUUUUGAUGAAAUAAGGUCUGUUUCUUAUAAAAAAUCAAAAAUAAUUUUUUUACUACGCUUAUUUAUCUCCAAUUUUUGACAAAAAAAAUAUAUUUUUUUCUCAAAAAGUCGCGAAAUUUAUUUCCAUCAAAAAAUCACUCACUAAUAAAAACUCUCUCCAAGGCUCGGAAUGUGUUUCUGGGAUGUAGUUUCUAAUGGAUUCCAUGGGAUCGGCCUUUGUGCGCGCCGCUUUGACCCAUCGUGGAUCUCGGGGAGGAAAAGAAGGGGUUUUUUGACAAAAAACUGGGGAAAAAACGCCGAUUCAAGAGUCCGCUCGGCAUGACGCUCACUGUAAAUUAUUUUUUUUGAAGAUUUUUUCUAUUUUAUACUCUUAUUUUAGAAAAAAAAUUUGUAUUUUACAAAAAAAAAUUUUUUGAUUUUUUCUCGUAUUUCAGAAAAAAUUUUUUUCAUACUGUAUUUUACAUGUUUUGGAAAAGUUUUGGUUAUGUUUUCCUUCAGAGGUUUCGGAUUUUUUGAUCGCUAAAGUUCAAAAAAUCGCUUUAAUCCAGAAGUUUCUUCCGUAUUUUAGAGGUAUUUUUUGGAAUUUUUUUGGUCGAUAUAUACUUAUACCAAUAAUAUUAGGUCGGCCGUAUUUUAAAAAUUUUUGGUGUGCAGAAAUUAUUUUUUAUUUUAUUUUUUGAACUUAAAAAAAUUUUUAGGCGUAUAUGAGGAGUAAAAAAAAUACUAGUUUUGUUGAAAUAAACCGUAUUUUACAACUUUAGAUAUGAAAAAAAAAUUUUUUAAUAAGUUUAUGAACCAAAAAAAAUUUUAUUUUUUACUAUUUGUAGUCGUAUUUUAGGACAAAAAAAAAUGACAAAAAAGUUUCCGUAUUUUACAAUUUUUUGGCUGAAAAAUUAUUUUUCGUAUUUUUAGGAACCAAAAAAAAUUUUUUUACAAUUUUUGGUCGUAUUUUAGGAUUAAAAAACAAAAAAAUUUCCGUAUUUUACAAAUUUUUUUCUCUCCAAAACUCGUUUUUUUAAAUAUAUUUCAUAUUUUUCCCCGCUAAAUUUUAAUUACAGUACCCUCGCUUACCGUAAUCCCCCCAAAAAACUCGGCUUGUAAACCCGUUUGGCGUGUGGAGUGACGCACAAAAAUCAGAAAGAAAUCGUUUCCGGAACGAGGUUUUUUUUCAUUUUUCCACUCAUCCCUUUCGUUUUCCCUUUUUCUUACCGUAAUCCAAAGGUCGAAGCGACAAAAGUUUCCCGCUGUUCUCGAUUUGUUGCCCAUUCCGACGCGUUUUUUGCGGCGACCGUUCCUCGCCGUUCCAAAACGCUCUCGGUUCUUGUGGGAAGACGAAAAGAAAUGAAAAAUGAAUCAGUAAAAAUAAAAAAAGUUUGUGAGAGAGAGGGGUUUUGAGAAAAAAAUGGAAAUUUUAUCGGAAAUCAGAGGGAAAGGUAUCGUAUUUUACAAUUUCGGAAAAAAAUUUUUUUACUGCACCGUGCAAAAAAUUAGGAAAGAAAAAAUUUUGCACCGUGCAACAAAAAGAAGUUCCGAAUUUCAUUGCAGAAAAAAUGAGAAAAAAUUUUUUGCACAGUGCGAUGAAAUUAGAAUCUUUUUUGUUGCACUGUGCAAAAUUCAAAAGAAAUUCUGCACUGUGCAGACAAUUAAAAUUCCAAAUUUCAUUGCAAUGUGCAAAAAAAUGAGAAGAAAUUGUUUGCACAGUGCAGAAAAAAUAAAUUUCCAAAUUUUCUUCGCACUGUGCAAAAAAUUUUUUCUCAUUUUUUCUGCACAGUGCAAUGAAGUUCGGAAUUUCUUUUUGUUGCACGGUGCAAAAGAAAAUAAAAUUCCAAAAUUUCAUCGCACUGUGCGAAAACCGAGAAAAAGAUUUUUGCACCGUGCAACAAAAAAAGAUUCUAAUUUCUUCGCACUGUGCAACAAUAAAAACAAAAAUUUUUUUUGCACUGUGCCGGAAAAUGAAAAUGGAGAUUCAACAAGCCGCAACUAUAUAUUAUAGUAGAUUUUGUUGAAACUGCACUGAUUUAGAUUAGAAUUUUACAUGACUUCUGUGAAUUUUUUGCCACCAGUUUUUCAGCAAUCAUUCAGAUUUUUGAAUUUCACAAGUCUUUUUUUUUCUUCUCUCCGACUCUCCUAAUUUUGUAUGCUCUCUCGGAAAUCAUUGAAAGAUCGUUGAAUAUCUCUGCAGAGGGUGCAUGUUGAAAGCUAAAUUUUUUAAAUAUUAAUUUAUGACCUAUUUAGAGUUUCUUGGCCAAGUUUUUUCAAAUUUGGCCAAUUUUUUUGUAACUAAUUUUUUAGAAUUUUUUAAAAUUUUUUUGCAUUUUAAGCCAUUUUCCAUUGUUUAAACCCUUUUGAAGGUUGAUUCUUGUGUAUUCCUGUGUAGUAAUCGAAAUUUCAAACAAAGUAUUGCCGUAUUUUUGCAUUAAAUUUUCAAUUUUCGUCUAUUUUUUCCAUCAAUUCUCCGUAUUUUGGAAGUAAAAUUUCUGUCAAGUUUCAAAACAAAAACGUUUUCCUCCCUCCGAAAUACCACCAAAAACACGGCAGCGGAGAGAAAUCACAUCAUCUCCGGACUCGCCUGCAGCCCUAAUCCCCGCUAAAAAUAUUUACAUUUUAACAAUCUCUCCGUCUCCCCCCACCCCCACCAUAAUCCGCAUGUUUGUGGCCGUGGACUUAUCCGCCUUUGUCCAAGCGAGAAGUCACCUGGCCAAGGAUAAGCCCGGCUUUCGAGCGAUUUUCGCGGAUUGCACGGUGCAGUUUGAGGAUGAGAGAAAGGUCAAAAAAUCGUGAUUUUGAGCGAAAUUCAUGGCAAAGAGGGGGUAAUUUUGAGUGUAAAUUGAAUUUAGAGGAAGAAUACGGUAUUUUUGCAUGGUAAAAUACGACUUGAAGAAAUCAGUAGUUUAUAAAAUUGACAUUAUAUUGCACUUGAUCACGGAAAAUUUGAAGUCUCGUAUUUUACAAACCAAACUGGAAAAAUCUAUGUAUCGUAUUUUAGCAUGUCUAUUACACCUUGAAACACAUCCUCUAUUAAUUUCAGGGAUUUUCAUUCAAUUUGAAUACCGUUUUCAGACAAAAAAUGAAAAGCGCAGCGCUUGGAUGCGGUAUUUUGAAACGGUCAAAUUUUAAGGCCAAGCUGUUGAAAUUGCCCUGAAAUUUUGCACACGUCUUUUUGGAUGCUCUAAUAACAUAUGUUCAGAAGGAUAUUUCAAACUAGGACCUCUUGGCUUCAAACGGUGGCUUCAAAGUGUAUGGGGUUUUCUUGGUCGGGUCGACUUUUUGGCGGCUUGCUACCAAAAAUUCAACGAUGAAAUUGGUAAAACUUUGAUGUCUAUGUCUUCACUGUGUCUUGUAGUAUCUGUUGAUUCCAAUAGCCUAAGGGAAUUUGCUUUCAUUUCCACUGUUUUGGCGUCAGAACCAAAAUUUCAUCAUUUUUCUUCAAUUUUCUGACAUUUUCUUAAUUUUUUCUCUUUUUUUAGACCUUAAAAUCUUAAAUUCUUGUCUAUUACGCCUUUAAAAUAUCCUAUUUGUAAUCCGCAAAUGUUUUCCGAUCCCAAAACUCCCUGUCUUCCACCUUAUUUUACACUUUCCCCCGAGGGCAAAUGCUCGCCGAAAGGUGAGCGUACGAAUCUCUCGCGGUGCUCCCGCAAAUGUCAUCCAGUGUUUCCUGUUUUGUGGGGUUGCGUGCGCUGCAAAAAGCCGCAUUAUCCGGUUCCUAAUCCACCGCCACCGGGCCCGCGGGGGAUUAGCGGGCCCUCGAAGGCGCCCCGGAUUUCCUGCACGGCUUCGGCGCGCCUACGCUCUUGCGGGAGGCGGCUGCCGCGGAUGAGGACGUCACAAAUUAGGCGUGAAACUAGUGAGAGGAUUAUCCAAUUUGAUCCGCGGAUUUCACGCCUGUUCUGGAAUCUUUAAUUGAGGGUUUGGGCUACGGUAGUGAGAAGAGUCCAAAGAAAAGUUGGUUUUUUGCGAAAAAUUGGAGUUAGUUUGUAGGGUAGGUGGGAGGAAAUGGUCUGUAAGUACGAUGGGAGUGUUUUUUCUUUACGGAAAAUCCGGAAAAUUCAAAAAAAAUCUCAUUUUUUUGAAUGCACGGUGCAGAAUUUGAAGAGUCGUAUUUUACCGUAUAGAGAGCAAAUUUUUGGUAAUAAAAGUUAAGUUUAGAUAUGCUUAGACAUAUCAAAAUUUUAAUUGAUUACCUGUUUGAAUCAUUGUUGGCCAAGAAGUUGGCAAAUUUUGAGCUCUUUCCACUGCACCGUGCAGAAUUCAAAAACUCGUAUUUUACCGCAUAGCACUCCAAUUUUUAGUAUAGAAAGUUAAGUCUAGAUAUGCUUAGACAUAUCAAAAUUUUAAUUGAUUACUAUUUAAAUCCUAGUUGUCCAGAAAAUUGACAGAAUUUAGCAUUUUGUCCUCUGCACAGUGCAGAAUUGAAAAAGUCGUUUUUUUACCGUAUAAAGCGCACAUUUUUGGCAAAGAAAGUUGAGUUUAGAUAUGCCUAAAUAUAUAAAAAUUUGAAUUGACUUCUAUUUAAAUUGUAGUUGGCCAGGAACUUGACGAAAUUUAGAGUUUUGUCCACUGCACAGUGCAAAAUUGGAAAACUCGUAUUUACCGCACAGUGCGCAAAUUUUCGGCAAGAAAUUGUGAUAAUGAUGCGACAGUAUUACUUCUGAUUGAUAGUCUAUACUUUAUUAGGCCCCAGGGCAUCUGGAAAUUUCAAAAUCUCAAGAAUUUUUUUACCGCACUGUGCGGAAUUAAAAGCUUUUGAUUUUUCCGCACUGUGCAGAGUUUUUGAAAUAAAAAACGAUUUAAUUUUUGUUACAGUAACCCGACAGCAUUUUCUGAUCAGCCAUGAUGAUACGACGGACCUGCAGUAGUCAUUUUUAUUCCAAUUUUUCCUCUGCACUGUGCAGAAUCAAAAUUUUUUAAAUUUUUUCGCACUGUGCGAAAUUUCAAAGUUCAGGCCUAAAUUAGAGUCUUCUUCUAUAACGGACAUUAGCACAAAUUCGCCACCUCUCGUUAAGCAAAUAAACUGUGAAAUCGGGCGCGGAUUUGCGGGGUGUGAAGAAGAGCGUUUUGUCGGUGGAUAAACCGCUUUCAUCUCCCGGGACAUCUGCAUUUUUCGGCGAACAGGUGCGCCUUUUACGCAUGUAAACACGACCGGAAAAGAGGAUCAUCGUAUUAGCUUUAAGGAUUGGAGUUUAUGAAAUUUUUUGGAGAAAAAGUGAAAAUAAAAAAAUUUUUUUAAUUGAAAAAAAAUUUGUAGAGUGCGGUAGAAAUAAAGUUUUGAAUUCAUAAUGCAGUAAAAAAAAAUUUAAUUUUAAAAAAUUUAGAAAAAUCAAAAAAUAUUUUAAAAAUUUUGCACAGUGCGAAAAAAAUAUCAUUCUUUUUCCGCACCGUGCAGUCAAAAAAAAAAUUUUUUUUCCGCACAGAGCAGUAAAAGAAUGAUAUUUUUUUCGCACAAUGCAAUCAAAAAAAAAUAAUGUUUUUUCCGCACAGUGCAUUCAAAAAAUUAUUAUUUGUCCGCACAGUGCAAUCUAAGAUGUUAUUUUUAUCCGCACAGUGCAGUCAAAAAUGUUAUUUUUUCGCACAGUGCAGUCAAAAAAAAUGUUUUUUCCGCACCGUGCAACCAAAAAAACUAUUUUUUCCGCACAAUGCAGUCAAAAAAACUGUUUUUUCCGCACAGUGCAACAAAAAAAAAUAUUUUUUCCGCACAGUGCAGUCAAAAAAUUCCUUAUUGUUCCGCACGGUGCGGUCAAAAAAGAUUAUUUUUCCGCACAGUGCCUUCAAAAAUCUUAUUUUUACCCAUACCCAUACCGUGGAGUCAAAAAAUUAUUUUUCAACUGCAUUUUGUGCAUUGGUCAUUCCGUAUUUUAACUCCAAUUUCCCGCCAAAGGAAAUGCCGCCCCACAUCAGUCGGUCGGAUCGUCUUUACGCCAUCCAUUUCCGUUGUUAUUUUUAAUUAAAGAAACUGCACGCCACUUGAGGAGCACGCAACGAGCGCCAAAAGUCUUCAAAGUCGAGAAAGUUGCACUCUUACGCAGGUGGGCGGUAAAAGAAGCCGAAAAAAUUAAAGUUUUUUGGCUGAAAUUGUAAAGAGUGACGCAAAAAAUGGGGAAAGAGCUCAAUAAUCGAGUGGUAUUUACUGCUGCAUUUACUGUGAAAUUUUGUCGGAAAAGUUUUUGGACUGCACUGUGCAGUCCAAAUUGACUUCAAAUUGGGGUUCCCUGAAGCGUGGGGGUGGUGUAAAAGGUAUUCAGAUUGAGUCAACAAUGCCCUGAAGCAAUGAAAAUCAAAUUUUCAAAACAAUAUCAUGGGUUUGUAAAGGAAAUUUUCAUGAGUUCCAAUUCUGCACAGUGCAAUAUAAAAAAUCUUAAAAUUUCAAUUUUGCCCAAGUGGAAAUGUAAAAUGCGUCUCGCAACUUGCUUCAUUGUUAAAGUAGCAUGGUAUAUUAUACAUCAAUUUUAUUAAAAACAUGCAUAAUUCAUGAAAUUUGCAUAAUUUCCAAUUCUGCACAGUGCAAUUUAAAAAAUCUCAAAAUUUCAAUUUUUCGGAAGUGGAAAUGUAAAAUACGACGACUAAUUAGCCUCAGGGAUAAGGUAGAAUACUAUGUUAUCCACAAAAUUUAUUAAAAACAUGAAUAUUCCGAGAAAUUUGCAUAACUUUUCAAUUUGCACUGUGCAUCCCAAAAAACGUCAAAAAAAUAAAAUUUCCGAUAAAAAUAGUUGUAAAAUACGAGGAAUGACGGUCACUUUGACCAAGCCGCAUUCUAAUUCACACUUUUACUUUUUCAAAAUUUGCAUAUUCCAAGAAAUUUGCAUAAUUUUCGUUUUUGCACUGUGCAAUCCAAAAAAUGCCAAAAAACUUUAAUUUUUCAAUUAAAAUAGUUGUAAAAUACGUACAGCCACAUUCCAUCCGUGACCACAUACCAUCCGGCAUUCUAAUUCACACUUUAUAUUCUUCAAAAUUUGCAUAUUCCAAGAAAUUUGCAUAAUUUUCCAACUUGCACUGUGCAAUCCAAAAAAUCUCAAUUUUAUCGAAAUGCGGUCGUGGGAUUUAAAAAAUCUUAAUGUUGUUUCAAUAUUUACGUCAUAGACAUGUUGUUUCCACUUUGAAAUUCCAUGAUUUGUCAUUUCUUCAACCUUUUUCGUCGCUAAUCCGAUUCCGCACAGUGCAGUAUACGAAAUCUCGAAAACUUCCGCAUUAACUCCGUAGAUUUUGCCAAAAAAAAAAAAUAAAAAAAAAAAAAAUAAAAAUUUUAAAUCAAAAAUAAAAUUUUUAAAAGUUUUUAAUCCGCACAUUUCUCGGCUGCAUACGCAAUUUCCGUUCGCUGUAUCUCGUAAACAAACGGUAAAGUCAUGUGUUUCAUCGGGAAGAAACCAAAAAAUACCACGUUUCGGACCGAGCACGAAACAUUACUUUACACCUUUUUUUGUUGGUCUUCGGAAGUCCUCCGCAGCACAACAUUAAACUAUUAAGGGAUUGGCGGGGAUAAUAACGCAUAAAUAAGUGGUUUAAGCCGGGGUUAAUUACUGUAAGUCGCAAUAAAGUGAUAAUCCGCGGGAAACUAAUCGAAAAAAGAGCUAAAAUGUAAUGGAGCGGCCGGAAGAUAACAUGUUUUUAGUGGAAUUCUCACGUAGACUAAGAAUAUAAGGGGCUUUUGAACUUUUAAAGUCGCUGCGAUGGUUUUUUUGACGGUUGAAAAUGUCAAAGGAAGGAUUUUAUUUUUUGUGGAAAAAUCGUAUUUUAGGAUGAAAAUUUUCGAAUUUUUCCCUCUAGGCUUAUAGAACAGACCAUGUUCUAUAUUCUAAAACCACUUUCUUCCUCUGGGUUACUGUAGUUUUCGAGUUAUAGCCAAUUUUAGAGGCACCUCUAUUUUUGAUGACAAUUCGGCGCUUUUCGCUAAAAAAUAAUAUUUCUGAGAAACAUUCUUGAUCUUUUCGUAUCUAGUAUGAUAUUUUAAAACGUAUACUGCAAUAAAGGUACAUAUUUGUCUUAAUGGCUACUGUGGGUUUCCCACAAAAUCAAGUUUUCUCAAAUUUUUCUGGAUUGCUCUUAUUUUUUCUUGUUUUUUGUUAAAUUUACAUAUUUUACAAUGUAAUAUGUAUUAUUCUUGGGCUUUUUUUUACUUAUAAUAGGGUUAGAAGUCAUUGAGAGCCCUUUCAACAUCAAUUAUCGUCAUAUAAACUAUCAAAAAUUGUGUUUUUCCCAAAAAAUGAUGAUUUUUCCUGAAUUUUUUUAUUUUUUGCAAUUUUUCAAUUAAAUUAAAGUGAAUUUUCAUUUUUACUGAGUAGCUUACCCCCUUAAAAGUCUUGUAAACAUUCCCCAUUCAAUUGUUCAUCCAAAUUUACCUUCAGAAAACCGUCAAUUGCACAACUGUACCGAGUGCAACAAGCCGAUCCGCGACCGUUUCCUCUUCAAAGUCCUCGAGAACUCGUACCACGAGCGAUGCCUCAAGUGUGCUGAUUGUCAAGUCAACUUCCAAAUGAGCUGCUACGCAAGGAAUGGCAGGAUAUUUUGCAGGCAACACUUUUUCCGGUGAGAUUUUGUUUGGAGAUUUUUUGGGGAAAAAUUCGGAAAAUCGAUGAAAAAAUUGUAAAAUACGACGUAUAAAAAAUGGUUAUACAGCCAAAAAUUUUUGCAAUUUUCAUUUUUUUUUUUUUUUUUUUUUUUGAAAUUUGCAUAAUUUUUGAAAAAUAAUUUUUAUGCAAAUUUUGGAUUUUUCGCUGAAAAUCCGAACAAAAAUUUGUUGUCAGAGAGCAAUUUGUAAAAUACGGGAAUAGUUGAAAGUGCGAUGUUUAACUUUUUUCUAAAAUUUGCAUAAUUUUUUAAAAACAAAAAUCAUUUUAUUUUUGUCUAAAAAAUCGUGAAAAACUUGAUUUUUUCUGCGAGAUGAAGGUAAAAUACGCCUGUUUGAGAGUCUAUUUUAUUUAAAACUUAAUUAGUCAUCAAAAUCAAGCACUAAAUUUGCAUAUUUUUGCAAAAAAUUUUUUUUUUUUUUAUUUUUCAAAAAUAAGUUUCCAAUGGUAAAAUACGCUUACUAUAAAUUUGAUAUUCUAUCCUCUACAAAAAUUUUAGACCCACUUUUAUACCAAAAACCCCCGAAAAACUCAAUUUUUCCCUAAAUUUUCCCAACUUUUAGACGAUUUGGUCCGAAAUGUUCGAAAUGCCAGGAAAUAGUGCAGGAAAAUGAUGUUGUGCGCAAAGCCAACAACCACAUUUACCAUCUGGAGUGUUUCAAAUGCGUGGUCUGCGAGAAGGAGCUGAGCACCGGCGACCAAUUCUACCUCAUCCCGAUGGACGGACGGCUCGUUUGUCGGACCGACUACGAAAAUUCCACUAAAGGUAGGGCAAUAUCCUUGGGGACGGGGGUUUAGAAUGUUGUGAAGAUUACGGGGGAGGUUUUUUGCAGAUUUUUUUGAGGAAAAAAUUGGAGAUUUUUGGGGAAAAUGAACUUGGUCCCCCCUUACUCUCUAAAAUAAUAUUUUUUUAAAAAGUUUACUUACUGCUGUUAAAAAUUAAUGAAUUUUGGGCUAGUUUGUUUGAACAUAUCUAUGUGAAUAUUUGAGAUGAUUUUCACUAAUUUUUUUGGGGGGAAUUUUGGGAAUUUUUGGGAAAAAUGAACUUGGUCCCCCCUUACUAUCUAAAGUAAUAUUUUUGAAAAAAAAGUUUAUUUACUGCUGUUAAAAAUUAAUGUAUUUUGGGCUAUUUUGUUUGAAAAUAUCUAUUUGAUUAUCUGAGAUAAGUUUCACCGAAUUUUUCGCAGAAAAUUUUGUAAAUUUUUGAGAAAAGUGCCCUUGGGCCCCCCUUACUAUCUAAAAUAAUAUUUAUGAAAAAAAAGUUUAUGUAUUGCUGUUAAAAAUUAAUGUAUUUUGGGCUAUUUUAUUUGAACAUGUCUUUGAGAUUAUCUGAGAUAAGUUUCACCGAAUUCUUCGGAGAAAAUUUUGUAAAUUUUUGGGAAAAAUCGCCUUGGUCCCCCCUCACGUCAAGAUUUUGCGCUCAAAGGGUUAUCUCUCAACACGAAAGUUGGCAUUCUGUUUCCGCUUAUGGAAGUGUCCAAAAAAUCCGUCUCAAUGACAGUUUUUUUGGACGAGGUCAGAGGAAAGGCGAAAUAUUGCGCUAAAUGAAGAGAUUUUCUAUCUCGAAACUGGCUCAUUUGAUUUUUUUCGUUUUAGGCUCAAAAAAUCCGCCUUGUUCCAGACUAUGUUUCCACGAAACUUCAAAUAGGGGCGAGGGAAAAUCUUAGAGAAAUCCUCGAAAUCGCAACAUUUUUUAGGCGUUGUUAGUUUAGGCUUCAAACAGAUAGAAGACGACCGAUUUUUUAUAUGAAAUAUAUAUGUUCAGGUUAAGCAAGAGCCCAGCUUCAAAUUUAUGUAUGCAAUCACCCCAUUCUACCCCAUCUUCAUCGUGUAAUCAGGCUCUCUUUGGAGCAAAAAAUUGUCUUUGAGAUCAAACAGAAUGCCAAGAAUUUUUCAUUGCUUGAGCGCUUUUGUUUUAUUUUUUCUUGACGUGCCCCUUACUAUCUAAAACAAUAUUUUUUGUAAGAACUUGGUCAGAAGUAUCAAAAAAGCAUCAUGUAUGGCCAAAAUAGUCCCAAUCGUGUCUCGGCCAUAACAUUUUUGCUUUUUCGCCCGCACAGUGCAAAAAAACUCUAAUUUUAGAGUCUGCACUGUGCAAUAAAGGGAACCGGAAAAUUCGUAUUUUAGAAACAAAAAUUUCAGGAUUUUCUGUAUUAAGGAUAAAACUAGGAUGGAAUCUGCCUGAUUAUAAUUUUGAAACGUUAAAAAUUUGGACUUUCUGGUCAAAAAUUUGCGAAAUUCUUUUUGCACAGUGCAAAAUAAAAUUUCUCCAAAAACUUUAAUUUUUUUCAAAUAAAAAAUAUAAAAUUCGUUGAGCAUGGCCUUAUUAGGUCUUGAACAUGACGUGUCAAUCGUUGGAAAUAAUUGAAAUUAACUUUUACCCCAAAAAUUUCACAAUUUUUACUUUUGCACAGUGCGAUCGAAAAAUUUUUUUUUCUUCCUCCUACGAUUUCAAGCUUCACGAAAAAAAUUGUCAACUUUUGAAGAAAUUUUAUCACGAAAUGGCGUGCGCAUACCUUUCGGCGACUUUAUUUUUGGAGCUGGAAAUCUUUUUGGAGGAAAAAAUGAAAAAUGUCAUUACUUUUUGGGGGAAAUCCUGUUUGUAUUUGUAAAAUUCAAAUGGAAAUGGAGUGUUGGAGGGCUAGAAAAUAUUUUGAGAGCACUUAGAGUUGGAUAAAGUUCCUAGGUUUGGGACUCUUAAUCGUAUUUUACCUUUUAAUGAAAAAAGCUGGAAAAAUUGGGGAAAUUUGAAAAUUUUAUGGGAAAUUUGUAAAAUACGGUAUACCGAAGGCUUGUUUUUUUAUGCAAAAGCUUUUCGAAACAUUAGGGAAGAAUUUUUGUUUAUGAAAUUUACUGUUUUCCAACUUUUUUUAAAUUUUUUCCUCAAAAAUUGCCAAAAAAUCCUAAAAUUUGAAAAAUUAAGGUUUAAAAAUGUAAAAUACGUCAGAUAAAGCUAAUUUAAUUAAAUUUCUAUCCCUCUCCUCGUAUUUUAAAACAAGUUUUUACCGAUUUUUUUCAAUUAUUUUUUUAAAAUUUCCCAAAUUUUCCUCAUUUUUCCACAUUUUUCCCUAAAAAUCAUCAAAAAUCCCUUUUUUACCCCACUUUUUUCGGCAAAAAAAUCUUCUACAGUUACUCAAGAUUUCUCCUAGACAGUUCUCCUUUAUAAUGCACUUAUAUUCGCCGGGGAAAAGUGCAAUUUUUUGCCGGUUUUCCGCCUCGCAAACCCCCAAUUUUUUAAUUUUUUUUUUCCAAAAUUCCCUCGGUAACUUUUUCAAUCUGUGUGGUCAUAAAGCAGAGAAGAAUACGAAACACCACCUCAGCUAUCAUUAUUUAUGGCAUUUGAGGAUAGACAGAGGAGUUUUUGGAGUUAUAUUACACUUGAUGUGCAAGGUGUAAAUUGAUGAAAAUUUGGGAUUUUUUGAAAAUUUUUGGGGUAAAGUUGGUUUUUAAAUAGUACCCAAGAUAUUACAGUAUACGUUAGUGUUUCAAUUCCCCCAAAAAAAAUUGAUUUUUUAUGCGAAAAAUCGAAAAACUUAGUUUUUUGGUGAUUUUUGGUGAAAAAAUCGAUCUUUAAGUUAAAAUAAAUAGAUUUUUGAUGGUAAAAUACGCCGUUUAGAACAUGCAAUGGCUUUGAUAUACCUUGGGGAUAACAAUAAUCCCACUUUUCACCGAUGUUUUAACUGAAAAUUGAAUUUUUUGGGGUAUUUGUCAAAAAAGUUCGGCGAAUUGUCUUUUAAAAGAAAAUUAGGGCUUUUUGAAGGUAAAAUACGAAAGAUCUCAUUGUAAUAUUAUAUUUUAAUGUAACUGAGAUUAAUUUUUACUGUCUUUUUCACCGAUUUUUUUGCUUAAAAUUUAGUUUUUUGGAAAUUUUUGACAAAAAAUCAGUUUUUUUUCAAAUUAAUAACUGUUAUUGGGUAAAAUACGGCGUCGGGAAGGUUACAUGACCUUUUUACCUCUGAAAGUUAUUUUUAACAUUAUUUUUCAUCCAAAAAAGCCUAAAAAACGACCUUUUUAAAAAAUUAAAAAAACCAAAAAAUUUCAUUUUUUCAAAAAUAAAACUCCCAAAAAACUUUUAAAAGUUCCACAUAGUUCUAGUUUCCAAAUUUUAACCCCCAUUUCCGUUCUCCCUUAUUACAUCAUCUGCCCUUGCACACAUUUACCCUGUCAUUUGGCGGCUCGGAGCCAGUAAUUAUUCAACUUUUUUCGACUAUAAUUUUAGACUACUCAGCUGCAAAAAGUUUGAACAACCCAUUGCUUCGUAGUAUACGGUUCAUUCAGACUUUAAAUAGGCUUGAAGAGCGCCUUUUACAUUGGAAAAUGGGAUUUUUUGAGGGGAAUUUCUAAUUUUUGCGUAAAAAAUGGCUACCCUGGUAAUGGCCACAACGUAUUUUAGGUAUUUUCUAGAUCCUAUAUCAAAUUCCGAGAAUUGCGCGUUAGGCGACAUUUUAUACGAUGAAACAUGUUUCGUCGUAUAAAAUGUCGCCUUUGCUGAAAUUGACAAUGAGACGUCAAAUCAUUAGGUAGACUUGUCAGAAUUUACAUUGAUUUGCAGCAUUAUGUCUUAGGUGACAUUUUAUACGACGAAACAUAUUUCUUCGUAUAAAAUGUCGCCUUUCUAAAAAUGAGACAUCAGAGUUCCAAAAAAUAGCUUUCUAAGACCUUACUUUGAUUUUUUUUUAUUUUGGCAUAGGCGGCAUUUUAUACUUUGAAACAUGCCUGAACCUGUUUCAUCGUAUGACAUGUUACACAUGGUAAAAUUCAAAAAUUGCACGUCUAAUCUCUAUUUACAGCCAUAUUUUAAACCCUAAGAACGUCGUUAAAAAUAGAAAAUUCAAAAAAAUUAUUGCACUGUGCAAAAUUCAGUUGAAAUCGACUAAAAGUCGAGGUGGAGAAGAGAAAGAAGGGGAUGAUACGAUUUGUCAUUCGUUCCACGCUGACGCAUCCUAACCAUCCCUUUUUGGCCUCUUGCUCCUUUAAACACAUUUAGUCCGGCCAAAAUUUUCAUUGGACUUUUCUCGAAUUUGAAUAUGGAAAUUUAGGAAUAGAUUCGGGCACGUACGUAUUUUACCAUUGAAUUUUACUUUUGUCCGAUGUAAAUAUCCUUGAAUAGCUUUAUUGCACUUUGAUUUGCCCAUUUUCCUGUUCAACUUGGGUUACUGUAACUUCUACCGCAACCCCAGUUAACAUAAAUGGAUUUUUUACCAAAUCCUGGCCCCAGUUACAAUGUAUCAUGUCUUGAUGGCCCAAAAACAUUUUGUUUCAACUUUUUUGACCCGAUUUCCGGUAAAAUUCGGUUGCUGUAACAUGAUCCGUCUACAGUACCAAAUCCUGGUCCCAAUUAUAAUAUCAGACACUUGGAUGGUUAAAAAAAGUCUUCCUGUCAUUUUUUACCCUUUGCCCCCUUUUUUGACCCAUUUCCCCUUUCAUCUUGGGUUACUGUAACAUAGAUCCGUCUAGCGUACCAAACCCUGGUUCCAAUUAUAUUAUCAGGCACUUGGAUGGUUAAAAAAAGUCUUGCUGUUACUUUCCUGAUCUAUUCCCCCUUUUAUUUAAGUUACUGUAACAUACGUUUAUAAUAGAUCCGUUAACCUUACCCCAAGAAGCAAACAGGAUGUUAUAGUGAAAGCUGGUCCAAUUUUAACCGCUAGAGGCUCUAAAAAAUUAUGACGCCAUAUUCUACACCUCCCCCCUGCAAUUUGGGUUGCUGUAACAUACAUUUAUAAUAGAUCCGUCUACCGUAACCUACGCGGGCAAAAAGGACAUUUUAGAGGCCUCUGGUCGAAAUUCGAGUCGUGCUCAUUAUUUUCCCGACAGAUUCGAGACUGUGCUCAUUAUUUUCCCGACAGACUGAUAUAUACUCCCAGCGUACGCCAAGCUCGAGGACAGCGCGCGCUGAUCGUCCGCGUCCGCGAAUAAAAAAAAGUUAAGGCUUUUUUUCCCCCCAACCCUAAUCCCCACCAAACUCGCUGCUAAUCCGCCCUACAGCGUUUGCAUUCGCGAAUGCCACAAGUGUAAUAUACCAUGAUAUUUGAGCGCGUGUAGCCGUGCGAUUGUAAAUCCCCCCGCUCUCUCUCUUAGCGGGCGGAUUAGGGUGGAACAAUGGUUAAGCCGGGGAAGGCCAACGGCCUCUGCGGUCCCUUCCGCCUCCACUUUGCGGGCCGCUCCAUCGGCCGCGGCCGGAUAAUCCGCGGGCCCGCUCUUCCGGCCGCUUCGGCAACGCGAAGGUGUACACAGAGCACAUCCGGCAACGUCCCAUCAUAUCCGGGAUUAGCGUCGUCUCUAAUCCGCCCCCCAUUGGCCAUGUGUUUUGCGGCAAAUCCCCUUAGGGCGUGUGGCGUUUUGCACGCCAUUAAUCCCUCAGAACCAGAUUUGAAUUUUUUUGAUGAACGGAUUCGCGGAAUCCGGUAACUGCAUGAACGAGGGGGAGGAAGACGGAUCAGGUGACAUUUUAUACGAUGGAACAUGUUUCAUCGUAUGACAUGUCGCCUUGACGGAAAUUGGACAACUAAAAGUGAAAUCAUUAGGUAGACUUGUGAAAAUUCACAGUGAAGAUAAACAUUGCAGUUUAGGUGAAAUUUUAUACGAUGGAACAUGUUUCAUCGUAUAAAAUGUCGCCUUUGCGGAAAUUGGACAAUUAGACAUGAAAUCAUACGGUAGACUUGUCAGAAUUUACAGUAAUUUUUAACAUUACGGCUUAGGGGACAUUUUAUACGAUGGAACAUGUAUCAGCGUAUAAAGUGUCACAUUUGCCGAAAUCGGACAAUUUCAAGGGAAACCAAAAUUUAGACUUGUCAUACUUUACAGUAAUUUUAAACAUCAUGGUUUCGGUGACAUUUUAUACGAUGGCACAUGUUUCAUCGUAUAAGAUGUCGCCCUUGAUGAAAUUGGAAAAUUUAAAGUGAAAUCGUUGGAUAGACUUGUCAGACUUUACAGUGAUCCUAAGCAUCAUGAUUUAGGUCACAUUUUAUACGAUGGAACAUGUUUCAUCGUAUAAAAUGAGUCAUUCGCACAGUGCAAACUUGAAAAAGCCGCCAAAUGCACGGUGCGCGAGCUACAAACAAAGUAGAAGGCAAACUGCACUGCGCGUCCGUAAAUAAAAGGCAAAAAAAAGUAUACGCACUUUAUGAAAAUGCAAUUAUUCGAGUAUGUGUAUGUGUAAUGAUGUCUGACAAACCAAGGAGCGGGUAGAAUACGGUUUUCUGGUUUGUUUGUUAAAUUCAGGCAAAAUUUGCUUGUUUUACAAUGAAAUAAGGGAAAAAUAGAGCUUCUUGAAAAUUUUUGCUGCAUUCUUUUGAGAAGAAGGCAUUGCUGAUAUUUGAAAUUAUAAGAAAAGACAUACACAUGAUUCCUCGUAUUUUACAAACUCUGUUUUCUGUGUUUUAAGCCGAAUUUUUAAGCUUUUUGAGACUUUUUUGAUGUUUUUCGGAGUUUUUUGCUGAUUUUUUUGAAUUUUCGGCGUUUUGUCAAAUUUCAUGUGGAGAUCUAGGAUUACUCUGUAAUUAUGAGACUCUUAACACUGUAAUCUCCGCAUGCUGACUCCUCGAACAUUGAUCCUUGACCUCAACUUUUCGGCUUUUCCAAAUCCUCCUAAUCCGGGUGGGGGCUUCUCCCCGGAUUACCGUCCAAGGGUUGCGGAUCAUCGUGGAAGCCGGGGUGGGGGUUUUUACACCUCUCUGCCUGUUUUUACAUCCAUGUCUUGGCGGCGUUUCGCACGCCCUUUUCCCACCUCGCUCCGUUUCCCUCCGGACGUGGCUUUCUUCCCGCCCUCGGGGGCCCUCCGCCCGAUGGGGAUAUAUAAGUGUGCGGCCGUGGGGAGACUGCACCACUCGAAUCCACAUCUCAACCGUGGGGCUAAAGGAAAUCCGAGCGGGAUUUUGUGGAUUUUCCGGGAUUUGGGGAUUUUGGGAUUUUUUGAAAAAUCUUGGGGUUACUGUAGUUUUUGUAACUUUUUUGGGGUGAAAUUUUUUUUGAGGAAACUUGAGGGUGUUUUUUUACUUUUUUAUGGCUUUUUAAAUAGUAAUUACUGUUAAAAAAAUUUUUUUGAGAUUUUAAAAUUUCUCACUUUUUCGAGGAAAAAAUCAAAAUUUUUCAAAAUUUCCAACAAUUUCUAAUAAAAUUAUCCUUGCAGAAGCCGAAAUGGACUGUUCGAACAAACGACCUCGCACCACGAUCUCCGCCAAAUCCCUGGAAACCCUGAAGCAGGCGUAUCAGGCCAGCUCGAAGCCGGCGCGCCACAUCCGCGAGCAGCUCGCCGCCGAGACCGGCCUGGACAUGCGCGUGGUGCAGGUGUGGUUCCAGAACCGGCGCGCCAAAGAGAAGAGGCUGAAGAAGGACGCGAAUCGACGAUGGCCCUCUUCGGCGAACUGCAGCACACAACAGUUGUUCAGUCGGACAAUCGACAGCGAUAGUGGGAGCAACGACGAGAGUCUGGUGUCGAGAUCGCCGCUCUACGGCUCCGCCAGCUUCAUGGAGAACUCGUCGGACCUGGACAUGCAUCCCAACGACCUGCAAUACGAUUGCCAGACGGCGUCGGCGGCGUGGACGCCGUUGUCGCGGUAUCCCUCCGAAGAGACGGGCUACAUGUGCGCCAACACCGACCCCCAGCUCUCCCAGUCCCUGAUGGGCAUGCCGCACAUGAUGUCGCAUCCGGCGGAGCACUCGAUGUACGGCGACGUCAGCCCCCUCCCCCUCCCCCUGCCCCACUCGAACAUGAUGGGCAUGGGGCAGCAAUGCGGCCCGCAUCACGGCCUCCCACCCAUGCCCACACAUCACAUGCCCCUCAUGCCUCAUCCCGGAAUGCCACCGUAUUCGCACUAA
Bursaphelenchus xylophilus (pine wood nematode) is the source of this 19000-nucleotide messenger RNA. Lineage: Eukaryota; Metazoa; Nematoda; Chromadorea; Rhabditida; Aphelenchoididae. The record is from the annotation of a GenBank genome assembly.